AAAUAAUUUGACAUUAUGUUGAUAUAUUGAUUUCCUUUUCGCCAUGUUAAGACAUUUUGUAGAACGAGAUGAAACCAUUUUACUUAUAUGAAAACGUGUGUGUGAAAUAUUACAAUCACAGAAUAUGUGUGUUUUACAGUGUAUUUCUGUUAGUAUGGAUGACCAUAGUAUGCUUUGGGUAUGAAUUAAAAUGUCCAGAAGCUUCCCAUUGGAGGUUCAGAGCUACGUCACUGUGUCCGGAUUCGUCCACAUACUAUUGCCUGAAUGAUGCAGCUAAAAAGCUUUUCAUUGGAAACAGAACAAUGGAAGGAGUGUCCGAAAACUGCACAAAGGUUGACGUUGAAUCUCCCGGAAAGAAGAUUGUUAUUCGUGGUCAGUUUGAUGCUGCUUACUGCGAUUCAAGCCGAUAUCAACCGAUCAAAUAUUUCACAAAUGUAAGUGGCGAGUGUUUAUUCCAAAAGUCUACAUGCUCUGAAGAAGGACAAAUUAUACACACCAACAAAAACCCGGUAACGGAUCUUACAUGCAGAUGUGAUUAUACGAAUGGAUUCACUUUCACAAUACGUCCCAAGAACCAAUGUUUUUGUGUGCCUUCUGUGGAGGAUUGUUCCUGUUACAGACAACCGUGUAAUAGGUCAACGAUUGGAUUAUCACAAGAGUAUCAGUGCUUAUUAAAUACAUUUGCAUCAAUAACACAACAUUGUCCAAUCAUUGAAGGAUCAGACAAAGAGGAUGAAAAUAAACCAUCUACAUCAACAAUACCAGAUUUUAUAGAUAAAACACAACAAUAUGCAGCAAAUUUCAAAGAAACACCUGGUAUACUUGUUACAAUCAUUCUAUGUAUAAUACUUGCAAUAUUUGUCUUUGUUCUAUUUCUGAUAUACAAAGAUACAAAGAUUCUAAAUCCAGAAGAAAAACAGACUAUACUUGAGAGUAUAAACAAAGGAGAAGAAAUAUAUCCACACAUUAGACUUGUAAUUAUAGGAGAGAACGGUGUUGGUAAAACAUGUCUCAUGCGUCGACUUCUGAAACAAAGUAUUGAAGGUGUGGAAAGUACAGACGGUAUUAAUAUAGACGUGGCAAACUGUAAAAUCAGGUUACGAGAUGGGAAAUGGAUUUACAAACCCAUUGAAUAUAACAAAAGCAUUGCCGAAAGAGUAAAACGGGCACUUACUGAUCAAAAUAAGCAAAUUAGGAAAAAUAAUCUGACCAGUACAAGUAGCAAUAAUGUCGAUUGCCGCAACAUCGAGGCAAAUUUCUCUUCAGCUAAUGAACGACGACUUGAUGAAUCAAAUACUCAACUAGACAAUCAUAAUGGCGAGGAUAAAGCGCAAGUGCCACAAGAUGAAGAUCCACUUGUUUCAGCAUAUGAUGAUUUAAAUUCAAUGGAGACAAACAUUGAAGAACAGAACACUGUUAAUUUACAGAGAGAAGAUGAACAUAAUGAUGAUACUGAGCCUGAUAGAAAGUCAGUAUUUGACGAUCCGCGUUUCCUUGACGAUUUAGAUAUGUUAGAAUCUGUAGCCAAUUGCAAAUUAUCGCAAAAUGAAUAUGCAGAAUGUGGAAUAUGGGACUUUGCUGGACAAAAAGAAUUUUACGCGACUCAUCAAGCAUUCAUAACAAGCAACAGUGUUUUUCUAUUAGUAGCGGAUAUAUCGAAAGAUGUAAAUAUAGAUGAUGAUACUUCUAUGUUGCAAAGAGGAUUUGAUAGCAUUGGAGAAUAUAUUGAUUUUUGGUUCGAUAGUAUUCACUGUUAUGCUAAUGGACCAACAGAUCAACCGCAAUCGACCUUAGAACCACGAAUCAUUGUUGUUGGUACUGGAACUGAUAAGAUAAAUUUUGACAGAUUCUUUAUUUUGAAUGUGUUGACUUCUAUAUUGCAGAAGAAAACACUAGAAAGUAAGAUACAAGAAUGGCAAAGAAAUGUAAUAGAUCUUAUCAAGGAUCAAGAAAAAGGGAGGCAUUUAGAAACAUUUCACUACAUUUCUAACACAGAAUCACCUGAAAGUGAAAUCGACAAUCUUCGUCGAAUAAUAUUUGACACCGCCAAAAAGUCUUCUGUCUGGAGAAAAAAUACUCCGCUUGUUUGGAUAAGACUUGAGACCAAACUAAACGUCGUAAGAAAAUUGAAUGUCAAUAUUAUGAAAUUCAUAGACAUUUGUGUUUUAGCCUCUAAGUGUUCAAUUACAAAUCAUGAAGAACUUAUUAAGUUUUUAUGUGAGCAGAAUGAAAUUGGCAAUGUCAUUUUCUUUCAGGAUAUACCCGACUAUAUAAUUUUGAAUCCCAAAUGGCUUGUCGAUGCGUUUAGAUGUGUAGUGUCAGAUAAAAUAGAAAAACACAUUGAAAACUCAUUCGACUGGAACAUGUUGAAAGAAAGCGGAAAAAUAAGUCGAGCAUUGAUGUUAGAAUUAUUUCAAAAAGUCCCUGAUUUACAGUUUAGAUCAUUCGACGACCAUAUCUUAAAGGUAAUGGAAAAAUUUGAUAUAAUCAUUAAACCGAAAAUAACCGAAAAUCUUGAUGAGGAAAUGUCAUAUUACAUACCGUCCAUGAUCGUUAGCAAUUCUACGAUUGAGGAUGUAAAGAAAUAUUUUGGAUUAAACAAUCCUAAUUCAAAAUCAUCGCCAUGGAUAAUUUUUGAAUUUACAUUUCUGCCAAUUGCGUUCUUCAACCACGUAUUUUUCGAUUACAUUCGGAAAUAUGAAGUAUGUAAAGAAAUAAACAAUAAAAUUGCAUUUUAUCAAGGAAUUGGAGUCUUUUACAUUGAUAAAACCAAACUAUACCAGAAGUUAGUUGUUUGUUUUUCAAGAAACAUUAUAGCACUUCAAAUUUGGGAUUUAGACGAAAAUAUGAAAUUUGUUUGUAAACUUAUCUACAAUCAACUUGAAUCAACAGUCAACAAUAUGCAACAAAGAUAUAAAAUGAAAUUAGAAUAUGAAGUGAAAGUCAAAUGUGCUGAAGGAAACUUUAAAAAUAAAAAAGGAAGACUAAAAGUUACUGAUUCGUUCAACUCAACCAAUGGCAAGUUUUACUGCGAAGAACAUAAUGAAUUCCAUCUUUCGCAAACUUUAUCUUCAACGUGGCUUGAAGGACAAAUAAUUCAACCUACAGAACCAUUGGAAACAAUUGAAAAUAGUACUUCGCACGAAGGUCUCAGAUACGAAUUACAUAAAACUAUUGAUAUAGAUGAAGCCAGGUUAUAUGACAUGGUGAUUAAUAAUGAUGGUCUUCUAAUUUGUACCGAUGGGGAAUGUGAUCAACUCGUUACCUAUACAAUGACUGGUGAACGACAACUGGCAAUGAAAUUAUCGGGAAAUCCAUAUAGUCUAGCUGUUAUUGAUAACAACACGGUUGCUGUUACAAUACCAAAGGAUGAAAAAGUAGUUAUAAUAAAUUUGAAUAAAAAACAGACAAUAAGAGAGAUUAACAUUGGCACCUGGUGUACAGGCAUAACAUUUAUUCGGAAUCGGCUCUAUAUUUUUACCAAACAAUCAUUAAAAGUGGUGAAAAUGAAUGGGACUGUCCUAGAAAGCAUUGUCUUGCCUGGAUUUACUUCAGAUGAUUGUUGUAGUAGUCCAGAAGGUAACAUUUACUGCACUGAUUACAAUAAACUGUAUUGCAUUGACACUAAGGCCAAUGUAUUAUUUUCUUUUUAUAAAAAGAAUACGAUUCAUCCUAGAGGAGUUACAGUAGAUGACGAAGAUUAUGUUCUUCUUGCUUGCAGUCAUUCAAAAAACGUUCACAGGAUUACAUCUGACGGUUCACAGAGCAAAGAGAUUAUAGCAGAGUUACCAAAAUCAGCUUGGUCCCCUUUUAUUUGCUUUGAUGUGAAAACGAAAUCAAUUGUAAUUGGUAUGGAGAAUAAGAUUUUCAUUUAUGAAAGGAUGGACUGACGAACAAGAACCGUAUUGGGAUUUAUAAAAGGCUUUCCUAUGGCCAAGACCUUUGUUAAAACCAUAUAGUGUGGCCCUUAUCCGUCAGUAUGGCAUUACGCACCGAACAGCUAUGCGGAUUUAGUUGACGAGACUUCCGGUCUAACGCUGAAUUUGGUCAGUUUUCUAUUAAGUUUUAUAGUUUGGUUCCGCUUUAUUUUUGCAUGGUCUUUAAAAGGGGCAUUAGCUGUUAAUUUCAUGUUGAACAUUUUGACUCAAAUUCUCAUAUUUGAUUAAUAACAAACUAAAACAUGUAAAUAGUAAACCAAAAUUU
This is a messenger RNA of Mytilus trossulus (common blue mussel), 4203 nucleotides long. RefSeq lists its product as uncharacterized. Lineage: Eukaryota; Metazoa; Mollusca; Bivalvia; Mytilida; Mytilidae. The coding region runs from base 69 to 3890 and encodes 1273 amino acids. The record is from RefSeq and is a predicted model, not a curated record. The transcript is spliced from 13 exons.